Penicillium macrosclerotiorum is the source of this 351-nucleotide messenger RNA. RefSeq lists its product as uncharacterized. The transcript is spliced from 2 exons. Bases 1 to 351 code for a protein of 116 amino acids. The record is from RefSeq and is a predicted model, not a curated record. Lineage: Eukaryota; Fungi; Ascomycota; Eurotiomycetes; Eurotiales; Aspergillaceae.
AUGGAUACCUAUAAAUUUGAUAUUCCACUGGUACCUGAUGAGUGUGUACCUCGUUAUUGUGUCUAUUUUGUCAAUGUCCUAUUGGAGCAUCGUCAUAGCGCCCUGAAUGACCAUGAGCUCCUUAAUUCUAUCCAGGAUGUCCUAGACACUCUCCUCAAAUCAUUAAUUACAGUGACGUCUACGCCAGAACAGGAACGAAAUAGGCACUAUGUGUCUAUUGAGGCCAGAGGCUACUUUGUAACUCUUGGUGAUAUUUUUUGGGCGGCGUAUAUCAGGCUCUUUGCAUGGAAACGUGAUCUGCCUGAACUUGGCCUUCCCUUUGACCAAUUGAAGCGCCAGUACAUGGUAUAA